AUGGUUGUCGGCGAUGCGGAAGCUGCACAUAGACCACUGAAUGCAAACGGGAUUGUGCGCCCCGUUCGUCCAGCGCAGCCGAGAACCUCGUCGCUUCCCAUCAGUCACGGAGGUCGACAGCAUGUCAAACCUCCCCCUGCCGAUGGCUACCACACCCACGCCCACGUCUCUCCCCUCCCCGUGGCGGCCGAAGUCGCCCUGGCCGCGCUGGUGACCCUUCCGACACCGAUCCUCGUACUCUCCUCUUCGAAGACCGUCCUCCUAGCCAAUGCAGCAGUGAGCAGGCUACUAGGAAUCGAUGAGGAGGAUGUCGAUGGUGGCGCCACGGACACACUCAGAGGCCAGACACUGUCCCAGUUGGGUAUAGACAUGGUGUCGGAUGGCGUUCCCAUCUGGGUCAGUUGGGAAAGAUUCCUCGACAACGUAGCGGACAGCCACGACCAGGUGGCUGUUGGACAACCUUUAUCAGAUAUUCGAAGCGAAAAGACAUCUCCCACCACCAUGGGGGAUGGAGACGCGGAGAGGGGUAGGCUGCCUUUCAGGACCGGGGCUCAUAAGUCUCAGGAUACCGUGGUCGACGUGGUAAUCUCUAAUCGCCACGAUCAAGUGCCUCCACGUCUGCGCCGAAGCCGACAGAACAAGCACGGAUCACGUAUCCAAGCAACGUGCCGAAUGAUCAUCAGCCUAUGGCAUCUCGAGGACCAACGAUUCUUUACGUUGACAUUUACAAGUUCAGCCAGCCCUUCCUCUGACCGUACAUCCUCCGCCUCGUCUUUACGAAACGUGUCCUCCCAUUCCACGAGAUCCUCACAGUCGUCCCAGGGGCAAACGCCGGUAUCAUCUACCAUGGACCCGGAUGUCACCUCUCCUGCACCUUUAGAUCAGGAAGGAAGCCUUUCGUUUCCUUCAAUUGCUCCUCCUCCGAAAUGUACUGCUCCGUCCACCUUCACAGAUUUCCAGAAGGUUUUAAAGAUGAAGAAUGCCAUGCUGCGCGCCGUUGACAUUCCACUGGUCGCUAUGUGGAGGGACGAGAGUGUCGUGUUCCCGAAUACCGCAGCUCGGAAACUGCUCGAAGUCAACACCGACCCCGUCUCUGAACACUCGUAUGAUUUUAUGUCCAGACUCCGCCCGUGGACUCCGGAUUUCUCCAGAGAACUCGGUGAGGCCGCUAACCCCAUCGUGGCACUGUGUCGCAACCAGCAAGCUUUUACAAACUGGCAGGUAGGGUUACUGAACGAAAAGACUGGGAAAAGGUCCAAUUUCGAGGUAAGCGGGCAUCCUGUCUACGACGAGCGGUCCGGAGAUUUCUUGGCUGGCAUGGUCGCGUUCAAAGAUAUUACCGAAUACACAGAACAGCUUGCCCAUCAAACUGCAGAAAACGAGGAGCAGUUUCGCUUGAUCUGUGACAUGAUGCCGCAAAUGAUAUUCACCACAACACCCGAGGGCCUCGUUACCUACUGGUCGCAACGAUGGUACGAUUAUACUGGCCUCAGCGCGACAGAUUCCUUGGGCCUCGGAUGGCAAUUGCCGUUCCAUGUGGAAGACAUGCCGGACACAACCCGUAGGUGGCAACAUGCGCUGGCUACCGGAGAGGAGUACACCACUGAAUACCGUUGCAAGAGGGUUGACGGCCAAUGGAGGUGGAUGCUGGGGAGAGCUUUGCCUAUGCGAGAUCACAAGACCGGCAACAUCCUCAAGUGGUUUGGCACCUGCACAGAUAUCCAAGAUAUUGUGGAUGCCAAAGUCAGCGGUCAGAGAGCUCGACAGCAAUUGCUGGACGUGCUGAAACACUCGCAGAUGACCAUGUGGAUCAUUGAUCGAGAACGGACGGUGACGUUCUAUGAAGGAGAUUUCAUCAUGGGCGACCCUGUUCAUGACAGAAUCAUUGGUUCGCAGGUUCUUGACGUGGUGGGAGACUACCUUGCGCCGCAGGACAUCGUCAAGUUCGAAGAGGCCCUUGCCCGGCUGAUGUCAGGCCUGUCUGACCUGGAGAUCCUUGAGAACGAAGCUAAUGCCCGAUGGUUCCGCUCCACAAUGGUGCCUAUGAAAGGCAAGACGGGCCCUAAGGGGGUGGAAGAUGAGAACUACAUCGCUGGAGUCAUUGUGAUCGUAUCCGACGUCACUGGGUUGCGGCGCAAAGAGCAGGAAAAUAUCAAGCUGCUCGCUAACGAGGCUGCAGCAAAAGAGGCCAGCAAGAUGAAGAGUAGUUUUCUUGCCAAUAUGUCCCAUGAAAUCCGGACACCAAUUGCUGGCGUCUUGGGCAUGAGCGAGUUGCUGAUGGACACGAACCUCGAUGCCGAACAGAGCGAGUUUGCGCAGAACAUCCAGAGGUCGGCCAAUUCUCUUCUGACCGUCAUCAACGACAUUCUGGACUUUUCCAAGAUCGAAUCCGGCCGGCUGGACAUUGAAGAAGUGCAAUUCAGUCUGGGGGUGGUUCUCCGGGAUGUCGCAAAGAUGCUCUCGUUCGCAGCCCAGCGGAAAGGGCUGCAGUUCAGCAGCGAUAUUCAACUUGGACCUUCUGAAGACCUCAUCUUGCUCGGCGACCCCGGACGCAUUCGGCAAAUCUUGGUCAAUCUCCUGACAAACAGUAUCAAAUUCACGUCGGAAGGAUACGUCAGACUGAGGGCGGACAUCCUUAGUCAGACCUCUGACACGGUGACGGUGGAGUUCUGUGUGGAGGACAGCGGUAUUGGGAUCGAGGAAGAGGUCAAGAAGAGGUUGUUCCGACCCUUCAGUCAAGCCGACUCGAGCACUGCUAGACGGUUUGGUGGUACCGGCCUUGGAUUGACGAUAAGCAAAAACCUCGUCGAUCUGAUGCACGGGACUAUUCGCCUCGAGUCCAAACUCGAUGCCGGUACCAGAGCUACGUUCACAAUCCCUCUGAAAAUGCCCGAAUAUCCAGUGGGUUCUCCAACGGCAUUCCUCGAGGUCGGCAGCAUGCCUGACCGCCUCCAAUCCGACCUGUCUAUGUCAAUACCAGAUUCCCCAAGGCCUGAGAGUCGAAGAUUUGAAAGGGGAGCUUCGCCACUUCAGUCGGUAGCAGACACAAAUGCGAAUGACAUUCGCCGUGUAGGUGUUUCAUCGCAGCCAGCAACGCAGAGCAUGGAACCGGAACUUCCCAGAGACCAGAUCCAUGUUCUGGUCGUUGAAGACAAUCCUGUCAAUCAGCAAAUUGCGUUGCGAUUCAUCCAAGCUCUAAAGUUUUCGGUGAAGGCCGUGUGGAACGGCAAGGAGGCGUUGGAAUACCUUCUGAAAGCAACCUCUCCAGACCUGUCACCAGAACAGGCCAAGGAAUAUCCCGUCCCAUCGCUGAUACUCAUGGAUGUGCAAAUGCCAGUUCUGGAUGGUUAUCAUGCUACGCAUAUGUUGCGACAUCAUGCUCCAUUCAAGGACAUCCAGGCCAUUCCACACAUUCCUAUUGUGGCAAUGACGGCCUCGGCAAUCCAGGGAGAUCGUGAGAAAUGUGAGAAGGCAGGAAUGGACGACUACAUGGCUAAGCCGGUGAAGCGAUCCCUUCUGGAGAAGACGAUCCUGAAGUGGGUGUCACGGGGGCGCACCAUUCAAGAGCGGCAGAAGUUGUCGGUGAAUGGCACAGAUUCCAAGAAGCCAAACCUGGGAAGGGCUUGCACCGAUCAUUCGUCAAUCUGCGCACGAAACGACGCGAUUGCCAGCGAGUUUUGUGCCCGUAAUGGCAGCCACGACACGCAGGCGGACGCGGACGAGCUUAACGCACCAUUGCCAUCAGGAGAGUCAGAGGAUGUUGCCGGGCGAGCGGUGGCACGCCGAUCGGGUAUUUCCAGGGCUCUCCUCGAGUCUGAGAUUCCUGGUGGUGAGACAGAGGCGGAUCGCGCAGCGAGACGUGCCGCGGCCGAGGAUCAAGCUCGAGCGUUACGAGACGCAAAGUUGCUCUCAGCAACAGAUAUGGCUCACGGAAACUCUCACAUUACCCCUGUACUGAGAGUCGACAAUGACUAUGCACCUGAUCUCCAGGCGCCCGAUAGACAGGCGAGCGAAUCCACGGCUGGUGCUUCCCCUAUGGCGUUGACGGAAGAGAACGUGUUGCUACUCAAUGCCACACAAGACGGUGUUAUUCCACCAACAGGGACGUCUUCCCCCGGCCCUGAAUCACAGGGAUAUACUUAUCCCCUGUUGGACAUACCCGGCCCGCCGCCCGAGGGCACUCUCUCUGCCAUCGACCUGGCGCAUAUCGAUGCCGAUGCAGAAGCCUUGGUCUCUUCGAUCCUCGAAAAAACACGCGUUCCUGGCAGCUCAACAGGAAGCAGGACGACUUCUGAUAGUUUGGAACCAAAGGCGCCUCGCAACCGUCGCGAUGUUGGCGGACUUGGACCCGGAAGCCGGCACGUCAGCGAUUGGAGCUCGAGUACAGCCCGGCCCGAGAAGUCCCAUUGA
This is a messenger RNA of Cladophialophora carrionii CBS 160.54, 4410 nucleotides long. RefSeq lists its product as uncharacterized. The transcript is spliced from 2 exons. The coding region runs from base 1 to 4410 and encodes 1469 amino acids. Gene Ontology annotation, molecular function: protein binding; phosphorelay sensor kinase activity. Lineage: Eukaryota; Fungi; Ascomycota; Eurotiomycetes; Chaetothyriales; Herpotrichiellaceae. Gene Ontology annotation, biological process: phosphorelay signal transduction system; phosphorylation. The record is from RefSeq and is a predicted model, not a curated record.